This is a messenger RNA of Saccharomycopsis crataegensis, 1488 nucleotides long. It is a transcript of the gene CDC55, whose product is annotated as protein phosphatase 2A regulatory subunit CDC55. The record is from RefSeq and is a predicted model, not a curated record. Gene Ontology annotation, molecular function: protein phosphatase regulator activity; protein binding. Bases 1 to 1488 code for a protein of 495 amino acids. Gene Ontology annotation, cellular component: cytosol; protein phosphatase type 2A complex. The transcript has a single exon. NCBI's taxonomy places the organism in Eukaryota, Fungi, Ascomycota, Saccharomycetes, Ascoideales, Saccharomycopsidaceae.
AUGUUACAAGAUACAGCAGACAGCACAGACUUAAACCAAACGUGGAAGUUCUCACAAUGUUUUGGUGAUAAGGGAGAUAUAGAGAAUAUUACCGAAGCAGAUAUUAUAUCAACAGUUGAGUUUGACCAGACUGGGGAUUAUUUGGCCACGGGUGAUAGGGGUGGUAGAGUGGUUCUAUUUGAAAGAAAUAAGUCCAAGAAAAACUGUGAAUAUCGUUUCCACACCGAAUUCCAAUCACACGAUGCAGAAUUUGAUUAUUUAAAGUCUCUAGAAAUUGAAGAAAAAAUCAAUAAGAUAAAAUGGUGCAAAAGAUCUAACUCUGCCCAUUUCUUAUUGUCCACCAAUGAUAAAACCAUCAAAUUAUGGAAGAUCUAUGAGAAGACUAUAAAGAUUGUGAGCGAGAAUAACUUGAACGAUGGAUUUAAUAAUGGUUUCAACGGUUAUGGAAAUAGCGGAUUGAAUAGCUACAAUCUUAGUUUAUUGAACAAUAACCUUUUAUCAGGUCUUUCAAAUAUCUCUCAGUUACACAACAAUCCGAACUAUAUCUCAUUAAACAGCCUUCAUUUACCAAGAAUGUCCUUACAUGAUACUAUAAUUGCUGCUGCUCCAAGAAGAAUAUUUGCAAAUGCGCAUACUUAUCAUAUCAAUUCCAUAUCCAUCAAUAGUGAUGGUGAAACUUUUAUUUCAGCUGAUGAUCUUAGAGUUAAUCUCUGGAAUUUAGGAAUCUCUGACCAAUGUUUCAACAUUGUCGACAUUAAGCCAGCCAAUAUGGAAGAGCUUACCCAAGUCAUCACCAGUGCCGCCUUCCAUCCUCUUAGUUGUAACUUGUUUGCAUACUCAUCAUCGAAGGGUGAAAUAAAGCUUGCUGACAUGAGAGAGAACGCUUUGUGUGAUUCUCAAGCAAAGGUGUUCGAAGAAUACAUGGAUAGUACAGCUCAUAACUUCUUUACCGAAAUAACAACCUCAAUAAGUGAUGUGAAGUUCAGUAAUGACGGAAGAUAUAUGGUUAGUAGAGAUUACAUGACAGUUAAGAUUUGGGAUCUCAAGAUGGAAAAUAAGCCGAUUAAGACUAUCAAUGUUCAUGAACAAUUGAGAGAUCGCUUAUGUGAUGCCUAUGAAAAUGACGCUAUAUUCGAUAAAUUUGAAGUUGUCUUCUCCGGUGAUGGUAAGUCGAUGAUGUCCGGAUCAUAUAACAAUAAUUUCAUGAUUUAUCCAGACGCUGUCAAUAGUAACGAGGCCAAUGAAACAGAAAUCGUAUUACAAGCUGACAAGAGUGCAUUCAAGGCUAAAAAGGUAGGUAUUCCAACUCUUAGAAACAAGAACAACCAACCAGUUAAUGGAACAGGCAACAAUAAUAGCAUGAGAAGAGACUUGGACUUUGAGACCGUGGAUUUCAAGAAGAGUAUUUUACACUUGUCAUGGCAUCCAAUGGAAAAUAGUGUGGCAAUUGCAGCAACCAACAAUUUGUACAUUUUCUCAACCUCAUGA